UGUGCGUGUAUUUUUAUUUAGUGUACUCCUGAUUGCCGUUACCACCAUCUCUCAUCAUAUACAAAAAUGAAUCCUGAAUACGACUUCUUGUUCAAGCUUUUGCUCAUCGGUGAUUCCGGUGUUGGAAAAUCUUGUCUCUUGCUUCGUUUUGCUGAUGAUUCUUACAGCGAAAGUUACAUCUCAACAAUUGGUGUUGAUUUCAAGAUUAGAACGGUCGAGCUGGAAGGAAAGACAGUAAAGCUUCAAAUCUGGGACACUGCUGGACAAGAACGCUUCCGUACCAUCACAUCCUCUUACUACCGUGGAGCACACGGUAUCAUAGUCGUGUAUGAUACCACCGACCAAGACACAUUCGCAAACGUCAAACAAUGGUUGCAGGAAAUUGACCGAUACGCAACAGAAGGUGUUAACAAAUUGUUGGUAGGAAACAAGAGUGAUUUGACAAACAAGAAAGUGGUAGAAUACAAUGUCGCAAAAGAAUUUGCAGAUCAACUCGGCUUGCCUAUCCUUGAAACAAGUGCAAAAUCAGCCACAAACGUAGAACAAGCAUUCUUGACUAUGGCCAAACAUAUUAAGGACCGCAUGGGAUCUUCAACAGUUGGAAACGCUGCCGGUGGUAAAUCUAACGUCAAGCUCGGUCAAGGACAAUCUGUCGCCGAUCAAAGUUCAGGUGGAUGCUGUUGAUCAGCUCAUCCCCAAACAAAGAAGAUUUGCGCAGGUUCUCGUUUGCUCCUUUGGUUCAAGUUGCGGUACUUAUGAACAAAUUAAUUGACCCACAACCGAAGAACAAACGUUAUCUCACGUAUUCGCCUUGUCUUUCGUGCAAUCGUUCAU
This is a messenger RNA of Meira miltonrushii, 834 nucleotides long. RefSeq names its product GTP-binding protein ypt1. The record is from RefSeq and is a predicted model, not a curated record. Gene Ontology annotation, molecular function: GTPase activity; GTP binding. The transcript has a single exon. Bases 67 to 684 code for a protein of 205 amino acids. Lineage: Eukaryota; Fungi; Basidiomycota; Exobasidiomycetes; Exobasidiales; Brachybasidiaceae.